AAUUUACGUCAGGAAUGUCAUUGCAAUGGCAGCGGCGAAACGAAGGUAGGCUGUCAUCUCGUCUUUCCAAUAAUCCUUUACAAAUGCAGCUAUGAUAAGCAAGAAGAAUUUUCGACGACGGUUAAUUUUAGCCAUCGGCGCUAAUCCAGGGGAAAAAGAUUAUUGUGGGCUGCUUGAUAUGCUGCAUGUCCACUUGUAUGUCUCUAGCUUGCAUUGACGACGAGUUGAACAAUCAACUGCAAUGUCGCUAUGACUGCUCGGAUGAACUGAUUACUGACAAAUGCUCACAAUUCAAUGCAACAACCCAUCCGUCAAUAGAUGGGUACUCAUGCUGUCCAGGCUAUUUCCUAAUAAAUGUCACCGAAUCUACGUACAUAUGCCAGAGAUGCAGAGACAAUACAUUCAUGCCUGACAUCAACAAGUGCUGUGGAUGUAUUAUAUGCAUGGAGUGUGAUCGCUCUUCAAAUGAUUCCAUAGUACAGAUUUGCACCAAAACCAAGAAUAAACAAUGUAAGAUAGAACAGGACCCUACAACCCCUGCAAAUGUUGUAUGUCCUUUCAUGAUGACGUCAACAGGGAACCCGCCAACAACCAAAGAAGUUAACACUGUACAUGUAACUUCAACAUCAGAUGUUCCAGUACUGGUGCAGACCUCUGAAAGGAAACCAUAUAGAGCAAGUUUCUAUGUAAUGCUGGCCUUCUUCCUUGUUCUUCUGAUUCCGGUUUUAUUUGUUUGUUCCUUUGUCUGCUUUGCAUAUAAAACAGGCUCGUACAAUGGAGACCCUGGUGCAGCUUCAGGUGAUGAUGGAAAAAAAGGAAAAAACGAUGGAGACCCUGGCCCUGGUGCAGUUUCAGUUAUUGAAGGAAGAAGCAAUGGAGACACUGGUGCAGCUUCAGCUGAUGAAGGAAAAAAAGAAAAAAACGAUGGAGACCCUGGCCCUGGUGCAGCUUCAGUUACUGAACAAAGAAACAAUGGAGACCCUGGUGCAGCUUCAGCUAAUGAAGGAAGAAACUAUGAUAAUAUGUCAUGGAAAGAGAUUGCACGAUUGAUAGCAAGUAAGUUAUUCUAUUACCCAUAAAUGUGUUGACAUGUUGGUAUAUAAUUUUUUGUAAAUCUUUUUUUUUUGGUAAUAUUUAUGAUGAAGGAGAAACAGAAAGAGAUGUUGUAUGGUCCCCAGAUUUUGAAAACCAAGACAUUGCAGUUUAGUACAAUUUAUUGCUGAAGCACUUCUUUCCUAUACAGUCAGGUAAUCAACAACAUGUUGAAUAUAUGUACUUUCCACUUCUGAUCUUUGUGUUUAGCUUUCUAUUGGGAUGUUGUAGCUGCAGUAUUCAAGCUCACUAACCUUGAUUAACUCUGUGUCUGAGAUAUGCUCAUUAACUUGCGGGUAGAUAUAAAGACAGAGAGCAGAGGUUGCAAUUGAACUAUUUAUUUUUCUUUAAAAUGCAUGAGUUUUCAUAAAAUUCUUUCCCCAUAAUUGUAGCAUUAGCAUGUCCAUGUAUAUUGUAUAAAAGAUUCAGUUAUUGUUCUUCAUCCAAAAUAUAUAUUGUAGUCCUCAAAAUAGAGUAAUUCUUCUUUGAUAUACGGAUGCCGGUUGGCAUCCUUGAGAGAGCUGAAUGCACAAAAAGAUGAAUUUCUCGAGAUUCAUCUAACCAGCACAACGAAAAGCAAAGCUAUUACCAUGUACGGUAACU
Messenger RNA from Lytechinus pictus (painted urchin), 1695 nucleotides. RefSeq lists its product as uncharacterized. The record is from RefSeq and is a predicted model, not a curated record. The transcript is spliced from 6 exons. NCBI's taxonomy places the organism in Eukaryota, Metazoa, Echinodermata, Echinoidea, Temnopleuroida, Toxopneustidae. Bases 186 to 1079 code for a protein of 297 amino acids. Gene Ontology annotation, molecular function: protein binding.